Messenger RNA from Anthonomus grandis grandis, 3688 nucleotides. RefSeq lists its product as uncharacterized. Gene Ontology annotation, biological process: protein dephosphorylation. Gene Ontology annotation, molecular function: protein tyrosine phosphatase activity. Bases 420 to 3311 code for a protein of 963 amino acids. Lineage: Eukaryota; Metazoa; Arthropoda; Insecta; Coleoptera; Curculionidae. The record is from RefSeq and is a predicted model, not a curated record. The transcript has 14 exons.
CGAUUAGUACCAAAACGCACCUCGACGGGUCGAGUCGAGUACCUCGCCGUACGAUUUCAAAACGAGUUUAUUUUACCGAUUUAUUAUUGUAUCAGUGACGUCACGCGCUUUGGUAUUUGCUCUAUACUAUACAUCCGCGUGUUUUGCAUAAUAUACGGGCCAAAAGACGAUUAGUUUUUGCGGAAAUAUAUAUAUUUUUUUAAAAUUGAAUUUUUCUUUUAUCGGUGGUACCGAGCGGUUCCGUGUUGAAUAAAAUUAAGAAAAAAAAGGAUUUUUUUCGUAAUAGUGGUGCGGUUUUAUAGAAAUUCUUGCUCGUUUCUGGUUAACCUUCGCGAACAGCUUCGAUUAUUGAUUGCGAAUUACUUAUAAUAAUAAUAAUAAUAAUAAUGAUACAGUAGGGACAGCAAACAUGCCGCACUAUGGGAGUUGCACUUCAACCAAUCAUAGGUCUACUGUUACUCUCGGCAACAUAUAGCUUCGCAACCACUCCACAAUCAAUUCAAAAUGUAACAGAAAUCAAUAACAGGGACCUAAACAAGAUUGUCAGAGUGGACACAAAGACUGAAACCCUUGAUCCAAAAGAUAAAUCUCUUAUUAACCAUAUUAACACUUAUGAUCAGUUUCCCAUAAAACUUGGGCAACUUGAUGAAGAAACUGCUUAUAAUGAAUCUUCUAGAGCCCUAGAUUCAUCCAAAUAUUGGUCUUCCGAGUUCCACAGCAAGCAUAAUGCUUUAACAUUAUCACCUCUGCUGCACGUCACCACUACAACAGAGGGAGCAUUCGAAGGAACACGUCAUCCAAGUUUCGAAAGCAAUGCCGAACUCACCACCCCAACAUCGGCCCUCUUCGAUGACAAAUUUAAAGAAACAGUCGAGAGUGUCGAUCAGAAACUGGACAAUGUUGAUCUGGAAAACGAGGAAGAGGAGGAUGUGGAACCGGAACUUACAAUCGAAGAUCUACUAAAGAAUAAACCGGAAAACGCCACCUUGGAUUUUGAAAAAACAAAAGCGAUAGUUAACAAUGAAACGAUCGAAAAAAACUUUAUACAUAAAGACGUAAACUUUGAACAAACCAAACGGGUCAACUUUGAAAACGCUUUUAACGAGACGAAGGUUUAUGAUGAGAGCGAGGAGGGUGCCAAAGGUGAGAUGGAGGUGACGACGAUCGUUGCAGACGUGUCGACAAGGAAAAGUGCGGGUUCAAAAGAGUCAGAGGAGGAGGGAACGACGUUACAUUUGUUGAGUAAUAAAAUCGAAAGUGAAUUAGAUAGGCCUGCUAAAGGGAGUAGUACCACCACCACCACCACCACUAUGCUGCCUGAUACAACUGUGAAAAACAAGGGAGAGACGGAGAGUAUACCAGUGUCAACAACCACCACUCCCUCGACACCUAUAACGAUCCUUACAAGAACCAACGUAUCGGACCAAGAAAACUUUAUUCCAUUGAAACUCGGCACCAGAAAACCCUUUUCGGAGUCCACUUUUAACGACAUCAGCUCGACUACCGCUAACUCAAAGUCUACAGAAGCCACUACUUUGACUCCUAUAAUGUCUGAUGCCACUGUGACCCCUGAAAUGGCAGAAACUACUACUAAUAGCACUAUUGAAGAAACUUCCUCAGUAACUGAUGCUACUACAGAGGAGACCACUUUGGAUAUGGGUGUAACCAUGAGUUUUAUUGAGGAAACCACUAUAAAAACAGUAGAGCUUGAAAGUACUACUGUGGACGUCAAUACUACUCCCCUUGAGGUGGAUGGUACUAGCACCAUGGAGUCCACUACUACUACUACUACCUUAGGGUUACAAGAAGAGACUGUUAAGGAUAAUGAACCGACUACAAUAAUGAUCUCUUCAACUACAACUGAGGAGUUGAUUACUUCAACUACUUUACUCGCAGUUUCUUUGAGUGAGAGUGAAACUUCAGAAACUCCUUUGCCAGAAUCGAACGUUUCUAGUAGCACAGUAGGAAAUCGGGUGAACGUAAGGGCAAAUCUUACUGAGGCAAUCACUGUUACCGUUACUCCUAGUGUGGAGGUGAAUGAUUUGACCGCUUCCAUUGUCACGACAACCGAAAACGAUACCGAUAUUAGUCCGUCUGACAGUUUCACCAAAGAAAACGACGGUGGUGAUAAUAAAGGGAAAAUCGCCGCUAUAGCUAUCUCGGCCGUGGGUGCGGUCUGUCUCGUUCUAUUGGCCGGAUUGUUGUACGUGAUGAAAAAACGUCAAAAAAGGCUGAACUACGGCCCGAGAUGUAGACCAGUAAGUUUGGACGAUUACAGCAUCGAUAAUCUCUCGGUAUACAACAGCGUGAGACGCAAAGGUGCGGCAGCUCGUAUGUCUAAACGCUCGUUUGGCAACCCCGCGUUUGACGAUCCGGUGGCGCCCUCCCAUCCCUUAAACUUCGCCGCCCUAGUAAAGUUCGCAACGAACCACGAAGACAUCAAAGCGGAGUUCGAAGACGUGCCGCAAAUAACCGCGAAAACGUCCGAGUUGCCCGAAGGUUGCGACACGAAGAACCGUUACGCCAAUGUUAUUCCUUUGCCCGAGACCCGCGUAUAUUUGAAUUUCAUCGACGGAUAUCCGAAUAGCGAUUACAUUAAUGCCAAUUACGUUACGGGUCCCAAGAACACCAAAGGUUACUACAUAGCGACCCAAGGUCCGAUGCACAACACCGUCGACGAUUUUUGGAGAAUGGUGUGGGAACAGCAUGCGAAAGUCAUUUUAAUGCUGACACAUCUGGUCGAGAACGGAUUGGAAAAGUGCGUUGACUACCUUCCGGAAUCGGAAGUGUUAGAGUGCAGCAGGAUAUUCGGGGACUUUCAGAUCACCUUGAAAAAGCGAGAGGUGAAGGAAAAGUACAUCAUAUCCAGCCUACAGCUGAAGAAUAUGGUGUCGAACAGUUGGAGGGAGGUCACCCAUUUCUGGUACCUGGGUUGGCCGGAAAAGGGGGUGCCCAACGAGGGAAAUUCCUUGAUAGCCUUCCUUAUAGAGGCCAGAAGUUACAUGAAAUCCUCCACCAUAGAUAAGAAGGAUGUCCUUAAUGGAGUCCAAAACGGUAUGGGUCACAGCGAACACAGUCCCGUCGUAGUCCAUUGCAGUCCGGGAACAGGAAGAACAGGAGUAACUAUCGCCUGCGAUAUCGCUAUAAGAGAGUUCGAAACUACCAGACUAGUGGAUAUUCCGAAGAUAGUUUAUCGGAUACGUAGGGACAGAGCUAACGCCGUACAAACUAAGGAGCAAUAUAACUUCAUAUAUAAAGUGGUCAGCUUGUAUGCAACGAAACUCACCGGAGGCGCCCUGGACAACUUAUAAUUAAGCGUUAAAAUUUAUAUUCUUUGUGUCAAAGUUUUGUAAUAAACGAAAAAGUUCCACACCUGCAAUAGCAGCAACUGCAGCAAUAUCAAAACAAUUCAAUCAAUUUUUUCUGUGAUAUAUUAUGUCCUAUAUUAUAUUCUGGUUUAAUCGCGAUGGUGUGGUUAUAUAAUUAAAAAAAAAAUAAUGUUUUUUGUGAUAUGUGUAUUUUUAGAGAUUAUUAUAUUUUAGUUUAUUGUGCAGAGUGUAUAUUUACUGUAAGUAGUUUUUUAUGUAAAUUAGAUUUAAAGUUAAAAAAAAACAAUUUGUAGGAAUAGUGACAAAAGCAAACUGUUUUUCAUGUAAAUAAAUUAUGAAAAAUAUAAUACGAAUUAAAA